Molecule: messenger RNA, 4142 nt
Organism: Pocillopora meandrina
Lineage: Eukaryota; Metazoa; Cnidaria; Anthozoa; Scleractinia; Pocilloporidae
Source: the annotation of a GenBank genome assembly
AUGACACCUUUCAUGAGCAUCGCCUUAUUUGUUGCCCUGUUCUUGCUCAACUCAGAUCGCAUUCAGAAAGCCAUUGAGAUAUGCAGCGAAUGUUUGAUUUUGCUAAAUAGCACCGAUCAAAACAGCAAAGACCAAUUUGAUUCAGUACUGCUACAAUUUUACAGCGACAUCUAUACCGUUCUUUUCAGCGCUUAUCGUCAUAUCUCUGACGACAUAAGUGCGGAAAGAUACGGGAGGAAACUGUUUGACUUAUACAGCGAGUCUGGAAUUAUGCUUUAUAAAUUUGGUGAAAACCUAAGAGCGAAAGAAUAUGUUGGGAGGGCCCUUGCCAUAACAACAGAAAUUGGCGACAGAAGCGGAGAAGCAUCCUGUUACGGAAACCUAGGUGCUGUGUUUCAGUCGCUUGGCCAAUACGACAAGGCUAAAGAGUAUCUCCAAAAAGCGCUUGUCAUCACAAAUGAAAUUGGCGACAAGAAAGGGGAAGCAAUAUGUUAUGGAAACCUAGGUACUGUGUUUCAGUCGCUUGGCCAAUACGACAAGGCUAAAGAGUAUCACCAAAAAGCGCUUGUCAUCAGAACUGAAAUUGGCGACAGGGAAGGGGAGGCAACUGACUACGGAAACCUAGGUACUGUGUUUCAGUCGCUUGGCCAAUACGACAAGGCUAAAGAGUAUCACCAAAAAGCGCUUGUCAUCACAACUGAAAUUGGCGACAAGAAAGGGGAAGCAAUAUGUUAUGAAAACCUAGGUACUGUGUUUCAGUCGCUUGGCCAAUACGACAAGGCUAAAGAGUAUCUCCAAAAAGCGCUUGUCAUUACAAAUGAAAUUAGCGACAAGAAAGGGGAAGCAUCAUGUUAUGGAAACCUAGGUACUGUGUUUCAGUCGCUUGGCCAAUACGACAAGGCUAAAGAGUAUCACCAAAAAGCGCUUCUCAUCAGAACUGAAAUUGGCGACAGAGAAGGGGAGGCAACUGACUACGGAAACCUAGGUACUGUGUUUCAGUCGCUUGGCCAAUACGACAAGGCUAAAGAGUAUCUCCAAAAAGCGCUUGUCAUCAGAACUGAAAUUGGCGACAGAGAAGGGGAGGCAACUGACUACGGAAACCUAGGUACUGUGUUUCAGUCGCUUGGCCAAUACGACAAGGCUAAAGAGUAUCACCAAAAAGCGCUUGUCAUCAGAACUGAAAUUGGCGACAAGAAAGGGGAAGCAAUAUGUUAUGGAAACCUAGGUACUGUGUUUCAGUCGCUUGGCCAAUACGACAAGGCUAAAGAGUAUCUCCAAAAAGCGCUUGUCAUUACAAAUGAAAUUAGCGACAAGAAAGGGGAAGCAUCAUGUUAUGGAAACCUAGGUACUGUGUUUCAGUCGCUUGGCCAAUACGACAAGGCUAAAGAGUAUCACCAAAAAGCGCUUGUCAUCAGAACUGAAAUUGGCGACAGAGAAGGGGAGGCAACUGACUACGGAAACCUAGGUACUGUGUUUCAGUCGCUUGGCCAAUACGACAAGGCUAAAGAGUAUCACCAAAAAGCGCUUGUCAUCAGAACUGAAAUUGGCGACAGAGAAGGGGAGGCAACUGACUACGGAAACCUAGGUACUGUGUUUCAGGCGCUUGGCCAAUAUGACAAGGCUAAAGAGUAUCUCCAAAAAGAACUUGUCAUCACAACUGAAAUCAACGACAAGAAAGGGGAAGCAUCAUGUUAUGGAAACCUAGGUACUGUGUUUCAGUCGCUUGGCCAAUACGACAAGGCUAAAGAGUAUCUCCAAAAAGCGCUUGUCAUCAGAACUGAAAUUGGCGACAGAGGAGGGGAGGCAACUGACUACGGAAACCUAGGUACUGUGUUUCAGUCGCUUGGCCAAUACGACAAGGCUAAAGAGUAUCACCAAAAAGCGCUUGUCAUCAGAACUGAAAUUGGCGACAGAGGAGGGGAGGCAACUGACUACGGAAACCUAGGUACUGUGUUUCAGUCGCUUGGCCAAUACGACAAGGCUAAAGAGUAUCACCAAAAAGCGCUUGUCAUCACAACUGAAAUCGGCGACAAGGAAAGGGAAGCAUCAUGUUAUGGAAACCUAGGUACUGUGUUUAAGUCGCUUGGCCAAUACGACAAGGCUAAACAGUAUCUUCAAAAAGCGCUUGUCAUCACAACUGAAAUUGGUGAUAAGGAAGGGGAAGCAGCACAUCUUGCAAACCUUGGAGAAGUGUCUAGAACUGUUGGUAAUUAUGAAGCUUCGGAAGUAUGUUUGGAGAAAGCUCUAUUCAUAUCCAGAGAUAUUGGAGCUGGAAGAAGAGAGUUCGAAAUCCUUCGAGGCUACGCCAUUUUGUAUUUAUUUCAAAAAAAAACCAAAGACUCUCUGUCGUGUCUUCAUCUGUGCAUUGAAAAGUAUGAGGAGCUGAGAUAUUUUUUGGGCGCCAAUGAUGAGUUCAAAACAUCAUUGCUGGAGCACUCAGGAAUAUUUCCCUACAAGCUGCUUUGUGCUUUGCUCUGUGACACCGGAAAUGCUCAGGAUGCUCUCUAUGUUGAGGAGUUGGGUCGAGCUAGAGGCCUAUCAGACUUAAUGGCAGAGAAGUACUCGGUUGAAACGCACAUCUUUGCUAAUCCACAAUCUUGGUUUGGCAUUGAGAACAUUUUAAGAAAGAAAAAUAACUGUACUUGUCUGUACAUUUCUUAUUCUCAGAAUCUUCUGCAUUUGUGGAUCUUGAAAACAAGUGAAGUCCUUCACUUUAGAAGAAUAUCAGUAGAAGAGAAUCUAGUUCAGGCUGGGUUGCCCAAAUAUUUGUCUUUGAGUCAAUUUUUGGAUGGUAAUUUCCGGGGUCUUGGUAUUUUGCCUACUAAAGAUUGUGAAGAUCGGUCUUUAAAUACGAUUAGAGUGCAACCUCUCUCCCCCGCACAAAAGAGCUCAGGAAGAUUGCGACUCGUCGAGGAGGACGAGGAUAAGGAAGUCAUUUCAAGUCUAUCUUUGUGUUACAAAAUGUUUAUUGCUCCCGUUUAUGAUUUGCUGGAGGGGCCUGAAGUCAUCAUCGUUCCUGACCGCAGUUUGUACAAAGUUCCAUUUGCUGCGCUGAGUGAAAAGGAGGGAGCCGAAUACCUCUCGGAGACUCAUAGGAUCCGUCUCAUUCCUUCUUUGACAACACUCAAGAUUAUUCAAGAUAGUCCAGAGGGCUAUCACAGUAACACUGGUGCCUUGAUAAUAGGCAAUCCCAAGGUUAAUUGGCUGCCGUCAUUGCCAUUUGCAAGAAAGGAAGCGGAGAUGGUUGGACGACUGAUGCGUGUUCCGCCUCUGGUAGAAGAGAAAGCAACGAAGCAGGCGGUGCUUGAGCGGAUAGGUUCAGUGAGCCUGAUACAUUUUGCUGCCCAUGGUAACGCACAAAGAGGAGAAAUUGCCCUCUCCCCCAUUCCUAUUCCCAACAGUCAAAAUGCUAUCCCACCACAGGAAGCUUACAUGUUGACGAUGGCUGAUGUCUCACGAGUGAAAGUCAGAGCUAAACUGGUGGUACUUAGCUGCUGUCAUAGUGGAAGAGGUGAGAUAACAGCCGAGGGAGUUAUAGGAAUUGCCCGUGCGUUCUUAGGAUCUGGUGCUCGCUCGGUGUUAGUUGCACUGUGGGCCAUUCCAGACUUAGCAACGGAGCAGCUGAUGAAUCGGUUCUACAAACACCUUGUUGAAGGAGAAAGUGCCAGUGAAUCCCUUCAUCAGGCCAUGAAGUGGAUGAGAAAAAACGGCAGGAACAAAAUGUCUGAGUGGGCUUCGUUUACGCUGAUUGGAGAUGAUGUGAGGCUCGAGUUUGACAAGCAGAGGUAAGACUCGGUGAGAACAGGUAUUUCAUAAAUGAAAGCUAAAUUAGAUGUGAAGGUGGCUAUGACUUACUGGUCUCUGACUUUCGGCGGGAAUCCCUUGUCACCUUGAAUACCAAGGCUGGUUUUAUACCAUUUUUUUUGGUUUCUUUCAAAUAGUAAUAACUGAUUCUCCCAGUUAGCUGUAAAAUAUAGAAUCUUGAAAGCGCCUUUCUGCCAAUCAGAUACAAAUGCACAUUUGCCUAUAUAUUAAUAUAUUGCGCCUGGUAUAACUGUUUAUUUAUAAUUGUUUUUUUUUACUUUUGUUGUAGGAAAGAGGAUGAGAAUAUCUCGAAGGAAACAGACCUUAGAGACUUUUAA